UAUUCGAGCAUGUUCAAACGUUUGUGCAUCGUGUUAUUACUGUUUUUGUGUUUCUGGUAGUCUGUGUUUUUAAGGUUUUUAACCAUGAUUAAACUCUAUCACAUCCUGGAGGUUUUCCAGUCCGUUGACGGACUGAAGCAGUUUCAAAAGGGAGAAAAUUCUUUUGAGAGCCAACACUUAUGCAGCCUGUCUUAUGACAGUGAAAUCAUGUUGAUCAAAGGUAGCGCCCUUGCAAGUCAGCGAGACAAACUGUAUGAUGUCCAGGCACAAGAACAGCCUGCAGAAAGAGCCAUGCGGAGAGCACAGGAUGUGGCCAGGCGUAGAAGACAACUGCUCCGGCCACCAGGGCUAGAAUUUUUAAAUUUACUAGCUGGGCCAGAAUUGCGCAGUUAG
Bemisia tabaci is the source of this 393-nucleotide messenger RNA. The record is from RefSeq and is a predicted model, not a curated record. Lineage: Eukaryota; Metazoa; Arthropoda; Insecta; Hemiptera; Aleyrodidae.